GGCUAGAUGGCUGUGAAAGUACAUUGUGUCGUCUGCUAACAGUGAAGUGUAAAACAUAGUAAACAACUCGAAACCAUAUUAUUUUUCCAAGAAUCAAGAAUUUUAAUGCAAUCAUUAUGAAGUUAACCAUCUUGGCUGGAAUAAUCUGCUUUUUGGUCUGUGGAGAUGCCCUUGAAAAUGGAUUAGCUCGAACUCCUCCCAUGGGAUGGCUUGCAUGGGAAAGGUUCCGUUGUAAUACAGACUGCAAAAAUGAUCCAGAAAACUGCAUUAGUGAAAAACUAUUUAUGAAGAUGGCUGAUAUCAUGGUAUCUGAAGGAUAUUUAAGUGCUGGUUAUAAUAUAAUUUCAUUGGAUGAUUGUUGGCUUGAUCAUAAUCGCUCAGAGAGUGGGCAACUCCAAGCUGAUGCUUCUAGAUUCCCUAGUGGAAUCAAAGCACUUGCUGACUAUGUUCAUUCUAAAGGUUUACAAUUUGGAAUGUAUGAAGACUAUGGAACUCUUACUUGUGGAGGAUAUCCAGGGAUUCUCAAUCAUUUAGAAACAGAUGCCAAAACUUUUGCUGAAUGGGGAGUUGAUUAUGUUAAACUUGAUGGAUGCUAUGCAGAUCCUUCUGAAAUGGAUAAAGGUUACCCUGAAUUUGGUACUCUUUUGAAUCUUACUGGUAGACCCAUGGUGUACUCCUGUAGUUGGCCGGAUUAUCAGCUUGAUAAAGGAAUAAAACCUAAUUAUACCUUCAUUGGAACUGUUUGUAACCUUUGGCGAAACUUUGACGACAUCGAUGAUUCGUGGGUUAGUGUGUCGAGCAUCAUUGAUUAUUAUGGUGAUAAUCAAGACACGCUGAUCCCGGUCGCUGGACCUGGUCAUUGGAAUGAUCCUGAUAUGCUCAUUAUUGGCAAUUUUGGUUUAAGCUUUGAUCAAUCACGAGCACAAAUGGCCAUGUGGGCGGUUUUAGCCUCACCACUCUUUAUGUCUGUCGAUUUGCGAACAAUUCGACCAGAGAUGAAAGCAAUACUUCUCAACAAAAACGUAAUUGCCAUUAAUCAGGAUCCAUUGGGCGUUCAAGGCAGACGUAUUUACAAGAAAUCCGGCGUUGAAAUUUGGAUAAAGGGUGUUGAGCCCAGCUUAGGAGCUGAUCGUUCUGCCGCAGUUGUUUUCCUUAACCAGCGUACAGAUGGAACACCAACUCGAGUAUCUGUGAUAUUGCGUGAUAUCGGCCUUACUUCUUUGUUCGGUUACAACGUAGAAGAGCUGUUUGAUGAGAAGAAUCUGGGCGUCUACCGCCCUGAUGACAGUCUAACCGUCACCGUUAACCCUUCUGGUGUUGUGAUGAUUAAAUGUACGGUACAAACAAAGGAGUCGCUUAUUUCAGAAGCCGAUUGGAACGAAGACAAUGCUCUCUUCUAAAAAAAAGGUUUAAUUCCUAAUAAUCUUUUACAUUCCUUAGAUUUAAAAAAAAGCACACAAUUUUUGAUUAUGUCAGAUCUGACGCACUUGUUAAAAAAUAUACACGAGUUUUGCGAUACUGCCAAUCAAA
This is a messenger RNA of Daphnia pulicaria, 1530 nucleotides long. RefSeq names its product alpha-N-acetylgalactosaminidase-like. NCBI's taxonomy places the organism in Eukaryota, Metazoa, Arthropoda, Branchiopoda, Diplostraca, Daphniidae. Gene Ontology annotation, biological process: oligosaccharide metabolic process; glycoside catabolic process; glycosylceramide catabolic process. The record is from RefSeq and is a predicted model, not a curated record. Gene Ontology annotation, cellular component: cytoplasm. Gene Ontology annotation, molecular function: alpha-galactosidase activity. The coding region runs from base 117 to 1400 and encodes 427 amino acids. The transcript is spliced from 12 exons.